Messenger RNA from Linum tenue, 1052 nucleotides. The record is from the annotation of a GenBank genome assembly. NCBI's taxonomy places the organism in Eukaryota, Viridiplantae, Streptophyta, Magnoliopsida, Malpighiales, Linaceae.
UUCCCUCUCUUUGUCAUCAUCAGCUGUCUACUUCUUCGUAUUGUAAUCCACAUUCCUCCGAUUCCACUUCCGCUACUGCUAAUCCAUCUUCUCCGUCUCCGGGCAGGCAGGCAGGCAGGGGAGAUGUGCCCUCUCCGCAUCAUACUCGUCUUCCUCUCCGCCACUCUCGCCGGCUUCUUCCUCGUCCGCAACCUCAACUCCUCCCAAGCUCCUCUUCCCGACGACCGCGGCGAUUCCACCCACUCAUCUUCCACUACUCGAUUCACCAAGAUCCGGUCAGCUGUGGAGUCCGGGUUCUGGACCUGCGUUGACAUGGCUAGUGGUCGCUACCUCUGGAGGCAUCUCACCUCUUCCGCUUCCAAACCUUGCAAUUCAUCCAAUUACCUGUUUCACCCAAGUUUGCGAUGAACGCUCUUACCCUUUGUGUUCCAUUUUGUGUUAAUGGAUGGGGGGGGAUUGCUUAUACUAGUUCCUGGAAAUUGACAGAUAGUGGCGUGAUAUCGCAUACCUCUUGUUGUGUGUGUCGUUGAUGAUAGUGUUGUUGUAUGUUAGUGCGUUCCCUGUGGUGCUAAACUGCCAUUUGAAGCGUUGGUUAGCAUUGUAAUUAGUUCUAAAUAUAAUCAAAGUGUUUUACAUCUUCCGCACUUGCACACUGUCUUUGACUCAUGAAAUUUCCCUUUUUUACUUGCUUCUGUUAAGCAUAUCCAUUUCCAUGUUUUGAACGUGAAAGUAUGGGAAACUUUGAAAUCAUCGAGUUAUGUAGUUGUGAUUCUUGUUUUGAAUGUGAUGAUGGGUAGCAUUGGUUAUGUAUGCUCUUGUUGUGUCCCGGUUUUAUGAUGAUUCUUGGAACAGAAUGCAUUACUACUUCUUGGUUUGGAAUUGAGCAUCAGGUUCAAGGAAAGCCAUCUGGUGGUUGGAAUGUGGAUGCUGUUUAAGAAGAUGAGAAUUUAUGACAGUUUGAUGUCAGCUUUCGAAUUUGUUUUCGCAACUUAGAUUGUGUCGUCUAUGGUCACUGUUGAUGGGUGUUUUCUUCAGGGCUGCAAUGUGUUUAC